Chenopodium quinoa (quinoa) is the source of this 855-nucleotide messenger RNA. Its product is annotated as nuclear transcription factor Y subunit B-10-like. The record is from RefSeq and is a predicted model, not a curated record. Lineage: Eukaryota; Viridiplantae; Streptophyta; Magnoliopsida; Caryophyllales; Amaranthaceae. Gene Ontology annotation, molecular function: protein heterodimerization activity; DNA-binding transcription activator activity, RNA polymerase II-specific; RNA polymerase II cis-regulatory region sequence-specific DNA binding. The coding region runs from base 1 to 750 and encodes 249 amino acids. Gene Ontology annotation, cellular component: nucleus; CCAAT-binding factor complex. Gene Ontology annotation, biological process: regulation of transcription by RNA polymerase II. The transcript has a single exon.
AUGCCAUUGAUAGGUGAUAUCGGUGGACUCGAUAUCAGGAUGACCAACAGCAUCCAAAGCUCAAUGCUAAACCACACUGAACACAAUCAUCAAAUCCAGGGUAACAUUUGCAACAACAUGAAUCCUGACCUACACACCUAUCAUGUGACCAAAAUUCCCAAAUUUAAGGCCCCAGUACCUCCAUUUCGUGAACAAGAUCAUUACAUGUCAAUUGCAAAUUUGGUCCGGAUCAUAAGGCGAGUCCUUCCUAGCAAUGCAAAGGUGGCUGACGGGGCCAAAGAGAUGCUGCAGGAAUGUGUUUCAGAGUUCAUCAGCUUCAUCACUAGUGAGGCUAAUGAGAGAUGUCAACAGGAACACCGCAAGACUAUUACAGCUGAAGAUGUUAUUGUGGCAAUGUCUAGGCUUGGGCUUGAUCACUAUGUUGAGCAGCUAUCUAUAUACCUCCAAAAGUACCGAGAGAACGAGCUGUAUCCAUCUGUCCCUAGGCGCGGUUUUGAGAACAUUGCUUUUCCCACUAAUGUCUUGCCCUCUUUUGCUGGGGUUCAUCCUCAAUCUGCUAUGUUUAGUACUUCAUCUGGCACAGGCUGUGGACCAAUAAGUACAAGUCAAGACUUGUACACAUACCCUAUUGGUGAUAGUAUUGGCCCAAGUUUGGCUCUUGGAAUUGGUGGACCAAGUGAAAGUGAAGGAGUCGGUCCAUCUGAGCCACCUCACACCGAUCAGUAUUUUUGUAGCCCAUAUGGUCAUUAAAAGUAAGAAAACGGUAGAGUAAGGGAAGGUAACUAGGAGAGGAUGGAUGGAUAUCUUACUAUAUCUAUGGGAGACAAAUCUCAAAUGCUUGGUUAAAAUGUCGUA